Messenger RNA from Gossypium raimondii (Peruvian cotton), 1680 nucleotides. RefSeq lists its product as uncharacterized. Gene Ontology annotation, biological process: DNA-templated transcription. Gene Ontology annotation, molecular function: protein dimerization activity. Lineage: Eukaryota; Viridiplantae; Streptophyta; Magnoliopsida; Malvales; Malvaceae. Bases 192 to 1235 code for a protein of 347 amino acids. The record is from RefSeq and is a predicted model, not a curated record. The transcript is spliced from 9 exons. Gene Ontology annotation, cellular component: RNA polymerase I complex; RNA polymerase III complex.
AAAUUAAAGGAGCUCCGCUACUAAAACAGAUAAGGUUUUUGAAAUUCCUUUUGUGCUUUCUCUCUGUCAAAAAAGAACAAAUCCCUAAACAUAAAAGUUUCUCCUCAACCGUGUAGAUAGCUAAAACCCCUUUCUUUUCAGUUCCUUUUUAAACCCUAAAUUCCUAACAGCAAAAUCUAAGCAACAAAGCAAUGGCAGAGGGGGUAGGAGAAGAAAAGAAGAAAUUUUCAAUCUGGGAUUUGCCAGAUGUGCCAAUGGGUCAACUUCCACCGCAUCUUGAACUCCAACAAAGUCGUGUUUCAUGCAAUAAGGACGCCCCUAUCCAUACUGAGAGUAUUCAAUAUUCUGGCGCUUAUGCAUCGAUGGGAAUUGAUAAUAGUUCACGACUUGACCGAUUCUCUAACAACUUUAGAGUUGAAGUGGUUCGACUCAAUGAAGAUGACAUGGAGUUUGAUAUGAUCGGUAUUGAUGCAGCUAUUGCCAAUUCAUUCAGGGGGAUCCUUAUAGCUGAGCUUCCUACAAUGGCAAUUGAAAAAGUUCUUAUUGCAAACAACACAUCAAUAAUCCAAGAUGAAGUUCUUGCUCAUAGGUUGGGCCUCGUUACAAUCCGUGUUGACCCAAGGCUUUUUGAGUAUCUUUCAGAAAAUGAUCAGCCAAAUGAAAAGAACACCAUUGUUUUCAAACUCCACGUUCAAUGUAAAAGAGGUAGUCCACGUAUUACAGUUAAAUCGGAUGCAUUAAAGUGGUUGCCUAAUGGGAGUGAACUGGUUAAGGAAACAAGAAAUACAGCUUCAGAUUCAUCAUCAAAGCCUGAAACAUACACUUACUUCGGUUGCAGUCAAGAGACCAUUCCAGAAUUUGUCAAGAACCCCAUUAUCCCUAAGUAUCCAAAUAUUAUUAUUGUUAAACUUGGCCCUGGCCAGGAAAUUGAACUGGAAGCACAUGUUGUUAAAGGCAUUGGGAAAACACAUGCAAAGUGGUCCCCAGUGGCCACUGCUUGUUAUCGGAUGCUUCCUGAGGUUGUAUUAUUGGAAGAUAUCGAAGAUGACCUUGCUGAAGAACUCAAAAGCAAAUGCCUUGUUAAUGUGUUUGAUAUAGAAGAUCUUGGAAAAGGUAGGAGAAGGGCAACUGUAGCAAGGCCACGUGCGUGCACACUUUGCAGAGAAUGCAUAAGAGGUGAAGAUUGGGAGAAACGUGUGGCACUGCGCCGUGUUAAAGAUCAUUUCAUAUGUUAGGCACAGCUUGAGAUUAAUAUGUUUUUCUCCCCUUUUCUACUCACCAUUGAAUCUACUGGAGCAUUACCUCCUGAAAUUCUAUUUACUGAAGCAGUGAAGAUUUUAGAAGACAAGUGUGAACGCGUGAUAACGGAGCUCUCAUGAUGCUUUUAAUAUGGUUAGUAAGGAUGAGAGAAGCAAUGGAUUCUUUAUUAAUCCAAGGAGAUUUUCUUGCCUCUUAGCAAAUCUUUUUCAUUUCUCAUCUUUUGGUUCAUGGAUGGGAUUUGGAGGGGCAGAUGGUAUGAUUCACAUAUAUAUAUAUAAAAAGAGUGGAUUUUUGUGAGUUAAUGUGUAAUGAGAGGGAUAGAUUAUUGGUGAUGGGCUUUUUACAUUUUUGGUCUUGAAUUAAUAUAUAGUUGUAAUACAAGAAUCCAUGGUUUAACCUUAUGAAGUAGCCAAUUCAUCA